GCUCCCAGGCUGUCCUGGUGUUCCCGGGACUCCAAGGGCUCAGGGCAGACCAGGAGGAAACAGCGAGGGAGGACCCCAUGGCACACCCUGUGCCCCUGCAGCCCCCUGAUGGAGGCUGGGGCUGGAUGGUGGUGCUGGCUGGCUUCCUGCAGUCGGCACUGGUUUUCGGGGUGAUCCGCUGCUUCGGCAUCUUCUUCGUGGAGUUCAUGGGGUACUUUGGGGAGCUGUCAGGACGGGUGUCCUGGGUGACGUCCAUCGGGAUUGCCGUGCUGCAACUGGGGGGUCCAGUGGGCAGUACCCUCAGCACCCAGUAUGGCGCACGCCCUGUGGUGAUGGCCGGGGGCUUCCUCUCAGGGCUGGGCAUGCUCCUGGCUUCCUUUGCCACUUGCCUGACCCACCUGUACCUCAGUAUCGGGCUACUUUCAGGUCUGGGCUGGUCUUUGGUCUUCACGCCUUCUUUGGCUUCUGUGGCCCGGUACUUCACCAAGCGCCGGACAUUCGCCAUGGGCCUGGCCGUCUCAGGGGCCGGCCUGGCCUCCUUCGCUUUCUCCCCACUCUUCCAGGUGCUGGUGGACACUUAUGCCUGGCGGGGAGCCCUGCUCAUCAUGGCCGGUGUCUCCUUCAAUCUGGUGGCUGCUGGCGCCCUGCUGAGACCCUUAGAGCUGGAGGGCAAUGUGGCUGCUCCGGAAGCCUGCUGGCUGCCGCUCCAGGCCCUCUCCUCCCUCCGCCGGCUGCGCUUGGCCUGCCAUGGUCCCUUUCUUAUUUUUGCCAUUGCCUUUGUCUUAGUGGACACUGGCUACUAUGUGCCGUACAUUCACCUGGUGCCCCACGCCCGGGAGCUUGGCUUUGACGAAUACCAAGCCGCCUUCCUCAUGUCUUCUGCCUCAGUGGCUGACUUGUGUGGCCGCGUGGCAGGUGGCUGGCUGGCCGACCGUUUAGCCCUCCGCCUGGUUCACAGCCUGACUCUCUGGACCAUCCUGACAGGCCUCUCUAUAGCCCUCGUGCCACUGGGGCGGAGCUACCCUCUCCUGAUGGGCCUCUGCAUCUGCUACGGCUUCUUCGCUGGUGCUCUGGUACCCCUCCAGUUCUCCGGCCUGGCAGAGAUUGUGGGAACAGUGCACAUCAUGGAGGGCAUCGGGCUCAUGCAAAUGAUAGAGAGUGCUGGUUCCCUUGUGGGGGCCCCUCUUUCCGGUUGGCUUCGGGACAUGACUGGGGACUACACGGCCUCUUUCACUGUAGCAGGGGCUUUCCUCCUCGCUGGAAGUUUGCUCCUUUUUACUCUGCCAAAUUAUUUCUCCUGCCCCAUGGACUCGACAGCUGAGGAGGAUGCUGCAAGGGAUCCCUGAGGGUUUGGAUCCUGGCAUUUACUGCAGCGAGCCAGCUUGGAAGUGAUGUGCAUAUGCUGACCUUCAAGGGGCAGUUGGAAGAUGAGUAGCAGAUGGGACUCUAGCUGGAUCCAGACAUUUGCCUUUUCUUUGAGGCUCUGCAAGCACCAUGCACAAGGCCAUGAAAAUAUGAUCAUGCUCCCACUGUGGGCUAAGCCCUCCCAAGGCAAAUAGAAAUGAGGGUAUGCCUACACUACAGCGCUAAUUCAAACUAGCUUAGUUCAAAUUAGUUAAUUCGAACUAA
Messenger RNA from Pelodiscus sinensis (Chinese soft-shelled turtle), 1629 nucleotides. RefSeq names its product monocarboxylate transporter 13-like. Lineage: Eukaryota; Metazoa; Chordata; Testudines; Trionychidae. The record is from RefSeq and is a predicted model, not a curated record. Gene Ontology annotation, molecular function: monocarboxylic acid transmembrane transporter activity. Gene Ontology annotation, biological process: transmembrane transport; monocarboxylic acid transport.